AUGGCUACACGUGCGCGGGGUCUGCGUGUGCGUUUGAUGGCGGCGUUUGGUGCCCUUGCGGUCGUUCGAGGUGCUUUCGCUCAGCUGGAUGGUCUGCCGCCAUGCUUGUUGAACUGCAUCAACAAAGCCUCGCCGUGCGAUAACCACUCACUCCCCAAGCUGGUCACCUGCGUGGAUAACCUCUGCGCCAGCACUCCACCGAACAUCACCCUCAUGCUGGAUCCGAAGCUCAGAUUCUCAUGCCAGGACUCCUUCGUGCCCGGAACCACCGACCAUCUGCAGCCGCUCGCACUACCCAGCAACGGCGAAUGCGUCAACAGCCCACGCGAGUUUAAGAGCUUCAUUGCCGGUCCCGCACCAGGUAACGACAGCCUCAACGCGGACAUCGCACGCCAGUGCCGCGUAGAGUUGUACCCGUACAGCGACUGCCGUGGCGGGACGUCCAUGAUCGACUCAAUGGACAUCAAGCACAGAGGCUGCACGUUCAUGGGUGGCAAGAGUGCUCGGCUAAACUGCGAUACGCAACCCAUCAGCAUGACGGCGUACGAGGCCCUAGCCGACCUCUGCGCCCACGACUCCCCACCCCGCAACAACAGCAGCGCGCCCUUCCCGUCCGGUAAGAUCAAUGGGACCGCGACGACAGCGACGGGCGUGCCCACUUUGAGCGCAUCGGCAUCCCCGAGUAAUGUUCCGGUGGUGCCUGCGCAGCCGGGUGGCGCGAGCACGGAGAAGCAUGUGCAGCGGAGUGUGGCGGCGUUGAUUGCGGUGAUGUUUGCUGCGGUCGUUCUUUUAUGA
Molecule: messenger RNA, 795 nt
Organism: Saxophila tyrrhenica
Lineage: Eukaryota; Fungi; Ascomycota; Dothideomycetes; Mycosphaerellales; Extremaceae
Exons: 3
Coding region: 1-795 (264 amino acids)
Source: RefSeq, a predicted model, not a curated record